UUCGUCGCGCGGUGCAUGCCGGGCCCGCCUCAGCCCCCAACAUGGCGUCGCGCUGUCACCUGUGUGUGUGAGGAGGGAGCGGGACGUGGUGGCUGCGGGCGGGCACGGCGGCUCCCGGAGCUCCCCGUUCCGCCGGUGCCGCGGUGGCAACGCGGCGCUCCUCGCUGCUCCCCACCGCGCUCCGGCUGUCCGGCACCCAGGCCGCUGGGGACCCGCCAGCCCCCGCCCUGCCCCCGCCAUGGGAGGGUAGCGGCACCCGCCUCGCCUCAGCCCUGCGGAGCCCCCCCGCCGUCCGCGCCAUGGGGUCUCCGGCGGGCGCCUCGGCGGCGGCGGCCACAGACUCGGCCCAGUGGCUGUCGGUGAAGGAGGAGACCAUCUUCCUGCACGACGGGCUGAUCCGGGUCACCGACCUGGCCGAGCUGCCCAGCGAGAUCAUUGGGGUGGCCGAGCCCGGCGACACCGAGCUGGAGAUACUAACAUUUGAGACCAAGAACCCGACGGAGCUGGCUGAGCGCUUGCGGUCGGUGUGUGGAAACCAGAGCAAUGCUUAUGCUCGGCUGCUGGAAUACCGCCUGAAUGCCCUGCGUGGACUCUGGAAUGCCCAGCGCCAGCUCGCCUUGGAAGAGCAGCAUGACCGGGAGAGCUCAGGGGAUGAAGAAGCUCUGGCCUUGCUCAAGCGGCAAGGCUUGUUACAACAGCCUGAACAGGCACCGUUUACUUCACGGAUGGGGCUUCUGUUGGUCUUUCCCCUCAUUCAGUCUCAAAGUAGAACAGACCCUUCUCUCUGUAACAUAACUGCUGAGGUGCUGUUGAAUUGCCUUCGAGACUGCCAGCCUUUGAGUUUGACUAAGGAACCAGCUGACUGUCUUAACGGGAUAGAGUCUUUGCUGUGCUCCUGGCUGGAAGACACUUCUGCUUCAGGCCAACAGAUUCCAUAUAAGCAAAAAGAAAACGCUGCUGCUGCCCUAGUUGCCUUGGCUUGUGCAAGAGGGUCGCUGAAAACCUUUGUUCACACAGUGCAUCUAUUACAGAAACAGACUGAUCUGGGAUCCUUGCCUGUGGCUGAUGUAUUAUACAGGUUGUUGCUUUUGGAGGGAGGACCUGGAUCACCCUCUUGUUUGCUUGGUGGGAAGCAUAUUGUGUCUUGGGGCUUUGAAGACAUGUUACCUGCACCCGAUGCCAACAGUAGUUCCAGCAGUGAAAGUAAAGAUGCAGACUUAGGGCGCUGUCUUGCAGCAGAUGGGCUCUAUCUUUACACAACUAAUUCAGUGGGCAGAGGAAUAAGCAAAUUAGGAUCUGGAUUACAUGGUACUUUGCGAGGUUUUGUGUACUGCCGUAAUGAGGAGCUGGAGAGCGGGUGGGUUGCUUUUGGCAGCAGCAAACUUCUUCAUCGGCCCGUCUCUUUUGAUAAUAAGCCUCACUCCCUUUUCCAGGUUGUGGACCAGCAUACCCUUCAGGUCUGUCAAAUAAUCCCAAUGCCAGUAAAUCACUUCCCAGUUGGCAGCACUAUGACAACCGUGCAUCUUUCUUCAGAUGGCACCUAUUUCUACUGGAUUUGGUCUCCUGCAAGCCUCAAUGAAAAAACACCAAAAGGCCACUCUGUCUUUAUGGAUAUUUUUGAACUAAUAGUAGAAAAUGGCAUAUGUAUAGCAAAUCCUCUACAGGAACGAAUUAUAUUAAUGAGAAAAGAGGGUGAGUCUGCAAAGAGUAUAAAUGAGAUGCUGCUGAGUAGGCUGUCGAGGUACAGAGCCUCCCCAUCAGCAACACUGGCUGCUCUCACUGGCUCUACAAUCUCCAAUACAUUGAAAGAGGACCAAGCAGCUGCAAACACUAGCUGUGGGCUGCCACUGAAGAUGUUAAGGAAGACUCCAAUAUACACAUGUGGGACAUACUUGGUGAUGCUGGUCCCACCCCCAGGUGGAUCUGGCAGUUCAGCAACACGCUCACUUUUUGGAGGAACAAGUGCUUUAUCAUCCUUAAAAAUUCUGGCCUCCAGCUUGGUGUUCAACAUUUCGGAUGGGCAGUUCACAAGCAGAGCAGAUCUCAUUGAUGCUGCAGGAAGUUCACUUGGACGUGGUGCUCUAGUUCCAGGGCUUGGUGCCUGUUAUGAUACUGUGAAUAACAUGAUAUGGACGUGCUCCAAUGACUACAUUGAUCAGUGGUGUAAUCCUGGGAACCAGGCAUUCCACUGUGUCUGUCAGAGGCUGGGUGUGAGUCAUGUCAUUACAGAGCCCAAAGGGGAUGCAACAAGCACAAAUGAGGUUAUUAACCAGUUACUGCACCAUGUUGGUGCCAUGUGUAUCCAUCAACUCAACCUGCUCGCAGCCAGCAACAAUCUCCCCAUAACAAAUUUUUUGGGCAAGCAACAUCCAAUAGAAGCACAUCACCUCAGCAGCAUUUGUGACAUUAUGGAAAAAGCUAUGGUCAAUGGAGAUACCUGUAUAAUACGCUGCAUCCUUGUUGUCUUUCAGGUGGUUUUUAAGUUUUUCUUCAGCCCACAAACUGAAAGAAACAGAGAUAUUGUUAGAAGGUCUGGCCUGUUGCUCUGGCAGUUACUGAUGGCACCACGGGAUCAGAUUUGCUCUGAAAUCCAGAAGGAGGUUUGCCUAGCCAUUAGCUCUGGUUUAAAUAUCCUGUAUCCUGGAGAAGCAGAAAUCAAUAAUUUAUUGAAAUUAGUCUUAACUGAAGGAGAGAGAAAUAGUGGUCUCUCUCAACUCCGCGAUGUUAUCCUGACUAAUUUAGCUGAACAGCUUCAGAACAACAGAUUUGGAAGUGAAGAUGAUGAUCACUAUAGACUAAAUGAUGAACUUUUGCACUACAUUCUCAAGAUUGUUGUCCGAGAAUCUUGUGUCUUAAUCACCAAGUGCCAAACUGUAUCUAAAGAUGAUUUUCAAAAGCUUCUUUCAACUGUGCCUGCUGCAUCUUCGUGUUUGCGGUAUCUGAUGGCUGUACAGAACCACCUCCUCAGUAACACUAUUCUGAUUAAACCUGAUGAAAAUGAUGACAGUGACAGCUCCUUGCAGGGAGAGACAUUGAAGGUACAGGAGCUAAAGACCAGCAUUUUGUCUCUUGCUACACAAAUUCUGACAGGAUGCGAUGAAGUCUUAGAAAUGCUGCAACAAGUCACUACCGCGCUAAUAAACAGUGACAUUUCGGACAGAGAGCAAAGAUUAAAAGGUCUGGAGCAAAUUACAAAGGCUACUAUGCUUGGGCAUCUGCUUCCUGUCCUACUGACAUCCCUGAUGCACCCAAAUUUGCAGACUCUGACUAUGGCUGAUGCCUUGAUGCCUCAGCUGGUGCAGCUGGUUCUUUACACAAGUCAGACUGCACUGCUGCUUAAAACUCAGUCUCCAGUUUUCUCAGAACUGAACAGUUCUCCCAGUGGUGCAUCAGAACAGAAAGGGAAGCUCUUGCCUGAUGAGAGAAUGCUGGAAGAGAAAGAAGAACCCGGUUUUCUGACGGGUUUGAAGAUCCCAGCUCCCUGGGCUGCUGGGAAGACUGUAGAAACAGUUCAUCCUGUCAGGGAUAACUAUAAAUUUAAAGAAACUGUCCAUAUCCCAGGAGCCCGCUGUUUAUAUCUUAGAUUUGACAACAGAUGUUCUUCACAAUAUGAUUACGACAAGUCUAACAGUGUAUUUUAUGUUUUGAAGUUGGUGAUCUAUGCUGGUCCUAACACAAACAGUAGGAAGGUUGCUGAGUAUGGAGGCAAUACACUGGGAUAUGGCAGCCGUAGUGUCUUAGGAACUGGUUGGCCGAAAGACUUAGUAAAGGUGGAAGGAGAUACAGUCACCUUCUCCUUUGAAAUGCGGAGUGGUCGUGAGCACAACACUCCAGACAAAGCCAUGUGGGGCUUUGCUUGCACUGUUCGAGCACAGGAGUCUUCAGAGGACGUGUCAGGAGGGUUGCCUUUCCUAGUUGACCUGGCACUUGGCCUUUCUGUGUUAGCUUGUUCUAUGCUGCGAAUACUAUACAAUGGACCAGAAAUUACCAAAGAUGAAGAAACCUGUCAAGAGCUCUUAAGAUCUAAACUGUUACAAAGGUGCCAGUGGCAGGUGGAAGCCAAUGGUGUCAUAUCUCCAGCCCUUACACCAAGUCCUUCUCCAUUGCCUCUCACUAUAGAUGAAGAUAGAGAAUUUACAUACCCUUCUGAUGUUCUAGUGCCUCCCGUUGGACACUAUUUUGAUCUGCCCAGAAUUAGGCUGCCUCCAGGAAUCAUGAUCAAACUCAGGGAAAUUUCUGGACGUGCUCGGCCUCAAUUUAGACCUAGUAUAAAGGAUGUGAUUCAGCCAGAAGUAAUGGAGGAGAUGGUAGUUUCAUGUGUGAUAAAACAUCUGAAUUUGGUUGAUGCACUCCAGUCCCUGAUAAAUUUCCAGUAUCAGGAGGAACAUGCUGAAGAAUAUGAUUUACUUUGUAAAAUUAUGGGCGAGACCUUUAAGAAGCUAAAUGCCAUGGAGAGACAAUUGCAGAGUGUGGCUGAGCUGGAGCAGAAAUGGCAGAACGAGGUAGAUGACGCCAUGCAUGGGAAGCUGGAGAACAAUGUCCCAUUCUUUUAUGAUUAUCACUUCAAUGAGAGCAAGAUGAAAGAACUAGAACUUCUGUGUUCAAUGAAAGAAGUUUCUUUUGAUGGAAGCGAUCUGGAGAAUGUGGUCCUGGCAUUAAGGGAGAAGUUUUUUCAAGAGGUGAAUUCGCUGAUACAGAAGACCUCUCAUCCCCUAGCGAAAACCAAGACACUUGUGAAGAGCUUGAUGAACAGAGCAGAGCUGUUGCUGCACGUCACUAUUGCAGCACAGUCUGGGAUCACAAGAAGUAUAUCUGGUACCCCUGCAGAGACUCCAGCCUGUAAAUCAGCAUCUGAAACAAAAGUGAUCUCUCACGCCGUCCGCCAGCCCGUCUUCCUUCGCAGUAUGUCAGCACCAUCCGACUUGGAAAUGAUUGGUAAUGAAGAUAUCGAGUUUGCUAGAUCAAGUCAAAGGCGCCGCCACGUUACCAGCCACAGAAGUAGCUCUUUUACUCUUCUCCAGUCACUGACCAUCGAGGACAGCAGAGAUAAACCUACGUACAGUGUCCUGCUGGGGCAGCUCUUUGCUUUCAUUGGGACAAAUCCUGACCAAGCGGUGUCCAGCAGCAGUUUUCUGCUUGCUGCUCAGACGAGGUGGCGACGUGGGAACACGAGGAAGCAAGCCCUGGUGCACAUGAGAGAGCUGCUGACAGCAGCUGUUCGGGUUGGAGGUGUGACACAUCUUGUAGGCCCGGUGACCAUGGUGCUGCAGGGAGGACCAAGAAUUGAAGAGCUCACAUGUGGCGGGAUGGUGGAACAAGUCCAGGAAGCUUUUGGAGAGACAAUGACGUCUGUGGUCUCGCUAUGUGCUCGCUACCCCAUUGCUUGUGCAAAUAGCAUUGGCCUCUUAUGCACUAUACCUUACACAAGGAGCGAAGAGAAAUGUUUGGUACGUAGCGGCUUGGUACAGCUUAUGGACAGGCUUUGCAGUUUAAGCAGUCAGACAGAAUCCAGUUCAAAUGAAAAACAGACCAAGAAACAGAAGGUGGCCACCAUGGCUUGGGCUGCCUUCCAGGUGCUGGCCAAUCGGUGUGUUGAAUGGGAGAAGGAAGAAGGUGGCUCCACAGAAGCUGUUCACUCUGGUCUGGCUCGCCAGGUCUCCAGCCUUCUUACCAACCACCUUGCCCGAGCCACAGAGUGCUGUGGUAACCAAGCUGCAGGAAAUGAUGCACUACAAGAUGUUCUCAGUCUUCUUAAUGACCUGUCAAGGAGUCACAUAGGUAAAGCAAUCCUGAGCCAGCCAGCCUGUGUGUCCAAGCUUCUGUCGCUUCUCUUGGAUCAGCGUCCUUCUCCAAAGUUGGUCCUUAUAAUCCUCCAGUUGUGUCGUGCUGCACUGCCUCUCAUGAGUGUUGAGGACUGUGGAAAUGUGGAGUUGCCUCCCUGGAGUUACUCAGUACCCUCUCUGAACAGCGAACAGGAUGAUCCCAGUGACCCAGCCUCCAAGAUUGCCUCUCUGCUGUUGGCUAAACUGGCAGAUUAUGUCGUCCCAGGGUGCCAGACAGUUCUUUCUCCAACUGCCUCUGAGCCAGACACUACUUUGGCAAAAGCCAGCCCUAAAAAUUCCAUAAAAGGUGAUAAAGAUCCUGGAGAAGAAAGUGAGGCAGUGGAUGGUAAACUUUCUAUUUUUAUUCAUAAACGGGAAGACCAGUCAUCCCAUGAAGUCCUUCAGCCAUUACUAAGUAGCUCGGAAGGUCGUCCAUUCCGACUGGGAACUGGAGCCAAUAUGGAGAAAGUGGUGAAAAUGGAUCGAGACAUGACAAAAAGCGGCUGUUGUGAAGUGAUUACAGAAGAAGCUGCUGCAGCUCUUCGAAAGGCAACUAAGUGGGCACAGUCUGGCCUAAUAGUUAGUGUUGGGCCACCCAUAGAAACUGUCAAUCCAGAAACUACCAGUGGGUUGUCCACUGGGGACAAAAAGAAGACUGCACAAACAUCUAUUUGCAGAGAGAGGAAUUCUGAGCUUGCCAGGACGGAUCCUGUGAGGCCAUUCAUUAGUGGUCAUGUUGCAAACAGCAUGGCAGCAGAGGUCAUCGCUUUGCUGCAUAGCUUGUUGAUGGCACCAGAAUCAAAUGCAGCUCAGAUAUGGACAACAACUGCUGAAAAAGUUCUGUCUCGGGCUCUGAUGUACAUUCCACAGCUUGGGAAAUAUGCAGAGAGUAUUUUGGAGAAUGGGAGUAGCAGCGGAAGGAAACUUGCUAAACUUCAGAGAAUCGCUCGGCAGGCAGUAGCUGCCCUUUGUGCUCUGGGUGGCUUUAAGGAGACAAUUAAAAUAGGCUCUGAAGUUCAGGUUUUAGGUAAAGGAAUAGCAGGAAGCAUUGGAGUUGUGGCAUCUAUUAAUGAACAAGAAGGUAUAGCAACGGUCAAAUUUCCACCCACCAGUAUAGACAGUAGAAAGACCUCACAAGCAUCAGACACAUUAACUAUUCCAUUAUCUAGGCUGUGUGUUCCAAGGUCUGAGGCAUUGCCUCUUCAUAAACUGUCCAUUACUGAGAAGGUAGUACAGGCAGUCCAGUCCAUGUUGCUCCCUCAGGAGGGAAGUCUAUCUAUUCACACCUCACUUCCUGCAACAGGAGAUGGCUCAACUCCAGUAAUGGCAGUGGUCCGGCUUCUUGCUGAAAUAAGAACCAGAGCAUGCCUGGUGAUGGCUCAGCUGUUAGAAGACAGCUCAUUCUGUGAAGAAUUCAUUCAACAGUGUCCAGCUGCUGUAGAAGUUCUUAAUUUGGUAGCACAGGAGUGCAGCCCUGGGGAGAGGCUCCUUGUUGUAGAAAUGCAGUGUGAAAGGCUACGGAUGUUGUAUCGUGACUGUGCUCGGCCUCCCCCUCCUCCGCUCCAAGCAGACAGAAGGCAGCCCAAAGAAAUCACUUGGAGCCCAUCAAGAGUAUUUCCUCCUGUGCGAGCAUGCAUGUUUUCAUCACAUCUCACUGCUGUGACCUUCUUGGCUGAUCCUAGUGCAGGUGGGGGACUUCCUCGGGGCACAUUCAUCUAUGCCACUUCACCAGUUCCAGUACAGGCACCAUCAUUCUACUGGGAAAUUGAAAUAGUUUCCUAUGGAGAUACAGAUGAUGACACUGGACCAAUAGUUUCAUUUGGCUUUGCUACAGAAGCUGAAAAACGGGAUGGUGCUUGGACAAACCCCGUGGGCACCUGUCUCUUUCACAACAAUGGGCGAGCAGUGCAUUACAAUGGCUCCAGCCUGCUACAGUGGAAGAGUGUUAGACUGGAUGUGACUCUUUCUCCUGGGGAUGUAGCAGGAAUUGGGUGGGAAAGAACAGAAGGGACUCCACCCCCUCCAGGGCAGCCAGCUAAAGGCAGAGUUUAUUUUACAUACUGUGGGCAGCGACUUGGGCCCUAUCUAGAAGAUGUCUCUGGUGGAAUGUGGCCAGUUGUCCACAUUCAGAAAAAGAACACAAAGGUCCGUGCGAACUUUGGAUCUCGCCAGUUUGCCUAUGCUGAAGGACAGGCUCACAGGAACGCUGCUGAUCUCUGCAUUGACCUCGCUGAAGAAAUCAGUGCCAAUUUUGAAGCAUUGCCUUUUGCCAUGGCUUCUGAUAGUGAUAAUGAUGCUGGCACCAGCAUCGCUUCGGAUCCUGGGACCCAUGGACCUCCAUGUAGAAUUGCAGCCGUUGCUACAGCUCAACAACAAUAUGACAGUGACACAUCUUGCCACUAUAAAAUGGAGCUAAGUUAUGAGAACUUUAUCACAUCAGGCCCCGAUCCUCAUCCCCCUCCUAUUGCAGAUGAUGAAAGUGAUGAUGAUGAUGACGAUGACAUUCCCCGGGAGGAUCACUAUGCCCUGUUGGUUAAAGCCUGGGAAACUAAAGUUUUCCCUACAAUUAGAAGAAGAUUCCGUAAUGAGGCUGAGAGGAAGUCUGGGUUGGAUCAGAUUAAAGGAGCUUUGCAGUUAGGAAUGGUUGAUAUAGCACGACAAACCGUAGAAUUCCUCUAUGAGGAAAAUGGUGGCAUCCCAAGAGACCUCUACCUUCCCACUAUCGAGGAUAUCAAAGAUGAAGCAAACAAAUUUACAAUUGAUAAAGUACGAAAAGGUCUCACAGUGGUGACUCGCUCUCCUGACAGUAACAACAUCACCAGCAGUGCUGUGGGAACAGCUUUACCCAAGUUUGCUAUUCGAGGGAUGCUGAAGACAUUUGGUCUUCAUGGUGUUGUCCUGGAUGUUGAUUCAGUAAAUGAAUUGGUCCAAGUAGAGACUUAUCUCAGAAGUGAAGGAGUUCUGGUGAGAUACUGGUAUCCUAUUGACAUGUUGGAAAGGCCACCAGCUGGUUAUAGGAGGACUGCAACAAAUGGAUUGGUUACCCUGGAUAAUACCAAUAUCCAAAUUCACAGAGAGCUUUUGCGCAGUGAAGCUUCCCUGGCCAAGCUGUACUGCCGCAUGGCUCUCCUCAAUAUCUUUGCUCCCAAAUCUCCACAUAUGUUUACUCGGCUGUUCCAUAUUCCUGCUAUCCGUGAUAUCACUCUGGAGCACCUGCAGCUGCUAUCCAAUCAACUGCUUGCACCACCUCUUCCUGAUGGAACAAUCAGUUCAAGCUCUAUUCUUUUGGCCCAGUCCCUGCAACACUGUGUCCACUCCCAGAACUGUGCUGCCACAGACCUCUUCUACCAGGGCAAUUCACAAGCCAUCAGAGAGUGGCUCACUGUUGCCAUCACUCGGACGCUGCAUCAAGGAGAGGAGAGUCUGUUAGACCUCACUAAACAGAUCUGCUCCUUUCUGCAGGCAGCACCAGAACAAUUUCCUGCUGAAGAAUUCCCAAUUUCAGAAUCCAAGGUCAAUAUGGAUGUUAAUUUUCCUGGGGCUGCAUUUGUAAUUGUGUCCUGUAAGGAAAGUCAGUCUGGAUUCCGCAAAGAUUCAUCCCUGUAUAAAGCUCCUUGGGCUCGAGUGCUUGUCUAUGGGCUUGGCCAUAAAGUCAAAAGGAAUGGUCAGUUAAACCUAAUAGAGGCAGUGUGCUAUCCUCGAGAUGCCUCUCCAACCAACACAGGCCUAACACCUCCCCCAACAACCAACCAGUACCCCUCAGUGAUCACCCCUACGGACAAGGUCCACAUCAAACUAGGAGUAUCACCUCCUCCUGGAGCUGUGCUGGUCUUGCAUUCUCUUCCACUUGAAUUCCCCCUGGCAAUGGCAUUCACAGAGCAGCUGUUAACUUGGAAAUUGGAAGAUGGGGAUGGAAAAUCAGAAGACGAGCUGGAUACUAUUCCUGCUUCAGUUCUGUUGCAAGUAGUGGAAUUUUUAGGCAACUUUCUCUGGACAACUGACAUGGCAGCAUGUGUGAAGGAGUUAAUAUUUCACCUCUUGGCUGAGCUGCUUCGUAAAAUUCACAAUCUGGAGCAGAAGAAGAAUCCAGCAGGAUUGUCAUCUUCUAUUGCCCUCCAGCUGAACCCCUGCCUGGCUAUGCUGAUGGCCCUGCAGUCAGAACUUCACAAGCUGUACGAUGAAGAAACACAAAACUGGGUGUCUGGAAAUGCAUGCAGUGGUUCUGGUGUUGGAGUGGCUGACCAGGGAAGAUUUUCAACCUACUUCCAUGCUCUGAUGGAAGUCUGCCUUGCUGUAGCAGAAGUAACCUUACCUAUCAAUAUGAGCGUAACAGCUAAUGUGAUGUCUUCGACAAGUGCCCCAAAUCUUAGUGACUCUUCAUCCUCCUCUUCAUCCUCUCCAGGACAGACACCACAGAGUCCAAGCUUGCUGUCAAAGAGGAAGAAGGUCAAAAUGAAGCGGGAGAAGACAUCGUCUUCAGGCAAACGGUCUUCAUCCAGAGCAGCUGACACAGAUGCUGCAAUCCUCAGUAUAGGAGGAAGCAAGCCUGAGGAUAUGUUAUGGUUUCAUAGAGCGCUGACUCUGCUUAUAAUUCUCAGACACCUAACGAAGAAGGAUCCACAAGGACUGGGAGUGACAAAUGAUGCUGUAGCAGAUGCAUGUCAGGCACUGGUAGGUCCCACAGCUCACAGCCGCUUGCUCGUCAUUUCUGGGAUACCAACUCACUUGGAGGAGAGCACUGUCAGAAGUGCCAUCAGAAAGGCAUGUAAUGCACAUGGUGGAGUCUUCAAAGAUGAGAUCUACAUCCCUCUGCAGGAGGAGGAUCCCAAAAAGAUUAAGGACAAAGCAGAAGGAGGAGAGUGCAGAACUGAACUGGAAAAACCAACUGUUUCCAGCAGUGCAGACAGUCUGGAUAUCAGCAGCUCCAGCAGCGUCACCCCUGCCAUGAGUGUCAGUGCUUCCGCAUCCACCAGCCAGGCUUCCCUCUGCAGCUCACAGGGCAUAUCCCGGACCAUUAGUGAUAUCUCAGUUGACCAGUUUCAAGCUGGGUUGGAACUGGCCAUCCCACCAGGAUUGCUAGAGCCACACGUCAUUUCCAGCCAGGAGAGUCUGGAUCUUUCCCACUGCAGUACUGGCAGCCUUGGCAGCCUCGGCAGCCUCGGGGAGCCACUGGACAAUGUAGAAACAGCGUCUGUGUCUGAUGUGGGAUCCAUGUACACAGUCACAUCUCUGGACAACCAGCCACUGCUGUCACGGCCAAUCAAAGGUUUUGCUGUAGUGGAGAUAAGGUCAAGAGCUAAAAUAGAGAAGAUCCGAGCCAGUCUGUUUAAUAGCAGUGACCUCAUUGGUUUGUCAAGUCUGGAUGGUGAAGAUGAACUGAUGGAAAUGUCAACUGAAGAGAUUUUAACUGUUUCUACUGUAAAUCAGAGCUUAUUUGACACACAAGGGAGCCCAGCACUAGAAGAUUAUUUCAAUGAUAAGUCAAUAAAGGGUGAGAAACUGGUGCCAGGAGCUCGGGAGGUCCUCACAGAAAUCUUCAAGAGUUGUGUCCAUUCUGAGCAAAUGCUGAGCCUAACUCCAGCCAAACCCAUUAAGGUCGCUGAUAUCUAUCUUAGUAAAGAGCAGAUAAAUUCUCAGACCCCUGGAAACCUUCUUCACUUGUUCUUCACAAAUGUCCGCCCUCCAAAGAAGGUGCUGGAGGACCAGCUUACUCAGAUUUUAAGGAAAUACGGUGUGCCCAAGCCGAAAUUUGACAAGAGCAAGUACAACAAGGCAGGCAAAGAACAGCACCCAGUGAAGGUUGUGAGCACCAAGCGCCCGGUUACUAAACCACCUACAAAGGAGAAGUCUAUGCUCAACAGUGUCAGCCGGACAGCCUUAAGUGAGAAGAAACCUACUGUAAAGCCCAAAUCUCCUGAGAAGAGCAAACCUGAAGAGAAGGACCCUGAAAAGUCUCCCACAAAGAAACCAGAAGGUGCAUCGGUGGAGCUGUUCCAGAGGGCAGCUGAGGAAUUGGUGUCCUUGAAAGGAAAGAAUGAGCAGCGUUUACCAAAGGCCAGAUUGGACCUGAAUAACAUGCUUAGAACUAUGGGAGAGAGCAGCCAUGGUGGGAUGGGUAGAACCAGGAGAAAGCUGACAGUUCCUGAGGAGAAGUAUUUGACCCUGGAUGGAUUUCACAGAUUUGUGGUUGACCGAUCGAAACAGGACAUCCGUAGUGUGUGGAGAGCUAUUCUGUCCUGUGGAUAUGAUCUGCAUUUUGAAAGGUGUGCCUGCAUUGAUGCAAGACACGCUCAGAAAGCAUCCCGCAAAUGGACCCUGGAAAUGGAUGUAGCCCUUGUCCAGUACAUUAACAGGCUUUGUCGUCACCUUGCUAUUACACCAGCACGACUCCAUCCCCAUGAAGUUUAUUUGGAUCCAGCUGAUGCAGCAGAUCCUAGAAUUUCCUGUCUGUUGAAUGUUCCCGUUGAAAGCCUACGCCUGCGGUUUGCACUGCUCCAGUCUCUCAACACGACCUUGGAGACGUUCUUCCUGCCGCUGGUGGAGCUUCGGCAGACGGAGAUGUACGCGAACAGCAUCGCCGCACUGCUGCAGGAGGCCAAAGGUUUAAUCUUUUAUGACACAAAAGUAACGGUAAUGAACAGAGUGCUGAAUGCCACUGUGCAAAGAACUGCUGAUCACGCAGCUCCAGAGAUCACCCUGGAUCCCUUGGAAAUCGUUGGAGGGGAGAUCCGCUCCUCGGAGAACUCCUACUUCUGCCAGGCUGCGCGGCAGCUCGCCUGCGUGCCGUCCUCCCAGCUCUGCGUCAAACUGGCCAGCGGGGGGGACCCUACCUAUGCUUUCAACAUCCGCUUCACAGGGGAGGAGGUCCAUGGAACGAGUGGAUCCUUCCGUCACUUCCUUUGGCAAGUCUGUAAAGAGCUGCAGAGCUCCUCGCUCUCCCUGCUCCUCUUGUGCCCCAGCUCUGCAGUCAACAAGAAUAAGGGCAAGUACAUCCUGACUCCCAGCCCCAUCACCUAUGCGGAGGAGCAGCUCUUCCACUUCUUCGGGCAGCUCUUGGGUAUUGCGAUCCGAGCAGACGUUCCUCUGCCGCUUGACCUCCUGCCUUCCUUCUGGAAGACCCUGGUGGGAGAGCCUCUGGAUGCAGACGUUGAUCUCCAGGAAGCCGACAUCCUCACCUACAACUACGUCAAGAAGUUUGAGAACAUAAAUGACGAGACAGAACUGGAAGCUCUGUGUGCAGAAAUUGCUUCCCAGCACCUGGCAACGGAGAGCCCCGACUGUCCUAACAAACCCUGCUGCAAGUUCACCUACCUGACCAUGACAGGGGAGGAGGUGGAGCUGUGUCCACGAGGCCGGCACAUUCCAGUGGGGUGGGAGAACAAGGACGUGUACGCGACAGCGAUCCGGAGCCUGCGGAUGCGGGAGCUGCAGACACCGGAGUGCAUGACCGCGGUGCGCGCUGGCCUGGGCUCCAUCAUCCCCCUGCAGCUCCUGACCACGCUGACCCCUCUGGAGAUGGAGCUGAGGACCUGUGGGCUUCCCUACAUCAACCUGGAGUUCCUCAAGGCACACACCAUGUACCAGGUGGGCUUGAUGGAGACCGACCAGCACAUCGAGUUCUUCUGGAGCGCGCUGGAGAUGUUCACGCAGGAGGAGCUCUGCAAGUUCAUCAAGUUCGCCUGUAACCAGGAGCGAAUCCCCUUCACGUGCCCGUGCAAGGACGGGGGCCCCGACACUGCCCACGUCCCCCCGUACCCCAUGAAAAUCGCCCCCCCUGAUGGAGCUGCAGGCUCUCCGGACUCGCGGUACAUCCGCGUCGAGACGUGCAUGUUCAUGAUCAAGCUCCCGCAGUAUUCCUCGCUGGACAUCAUGCUGGAGAAGCUCCGCUACGCCAUCCACUACCGCGAGGACCCCCUCAGCGGCUGAGGGAGCCGCAGGGGCCUGUGGGAUGGUUCCAAGGCACCGCCACCGUUGGAAACCCCUCGAUUCCCAUACGGACGCCUCCUGUGACGCUGGGGGAGGAGCUGGAGGUUAAUUUAUUUCCUGACCUUUUCUGUUCCCGUUGAUUCCUGGAGGACAUUUUGUAUUUGUAGACUUUGUGGUGGACUUGGUUCUUUCGCUGCCUUGUUUGUGGAAUAUUUGUAGGAUAGCUCAGUAAAGACCAGUUUGUGUCUGAUUGAAUUCCGA
Molecule: messenger RNA, 14009 nt
Organism: Pezoporus occidentalis (night parrot)
Lineage: Eukaryota; Metazoa; Chordata; Aves; Psittaciformes; Psittacidae
Gene: HECTD4
Product: HECT domain E3 ubiquitin protein ligase 4
Exons: 77
Coding region: 300-13748 (4482 amino acids)
Biological process (GO): glucose homeostasis
Molecular function (GO): ubiquitin-protein transferase activity
Source: RefSeq, a predicted model, not a curated record